Messenger RNA from Nicotiana attenuata, 575 nucleotides. RefSeq lists its product as uncharacterized. The coding region runs from base 10 to 408 and encodes 132 amino acids. Lineage: Eukaryota; Viridiplantae; Streptophyta; Magnoliopsida; Solanales; Solanaceae. The record is from RefSeq and is a predicted model, not a curated record. The transcript has a single exon.
UCGGAUCUCAUGGACAUUUUUUAUUCAUCUUUUUCAGUUAACGUUGGGUGUAGUGGAUACCCGAUAAGCAACACAGUGAAUGGACACCCAUCUGCUGCAAUUCGCCCCACCAAAAGAGUCCGGGAUGCUGAACCAAACUAUAGCCAGCAAAAGCUUAAGAUAUCCUUGAAUAACAACUUUUGUCAGAAUGAAGUGGAUCAAGCUGGAAGCAUUUUGAAUCCAAAUACUGUAUCAACUGGACUCAGACUUUCUUAUGAGGAAAAAGAACGUAAUUCCUCAGUCACUUCUGCUCCUGAGAACAUGAAAGCAGCCCUUCCUGCUUUUCUUCCGAUAGACAGUGGUUUUAAAUGUGAGAUUGACAGGCAAAGAGAAGAAUUUGAUCGGUACAUAAAAGUGCAGGUAAUGUAAUUAUUUUUUUGAGAAAGCGUGAUGUAGUUAUUAACUUUAUCUGAAAUUUGGCAUGUUAAAUUUUUUAUUGAUCUGGAUUAAGUUACACAACUGUAUGAAAAAGGAAUACGUUUCUGUACUAUCCAUUCUUGAUAUCUAUGUCUACCUACUGAUAAAGGCUUUCGCAU